AUGACCAAUAAAAAGGCCACUAGGCUAAAUGAUGACUGGGUUAGAAAAAGGCUCAUCACAAUAAAAGAAGCCCAUGACAUAGAAGCCAGACUUAAUGAAGUGGAAAAACUUUUGAAAACUAUUAUAAACAUGCCCUGGAAGUAUUCAAGAUCUGAAGUUGUCCUCACGUUCUUUGAGAGAUCUCCUUUGGACCAAGUUCUAAAAAAUGACAAUGUCCACAAAAUUCAGCCAAGCUUUCAAAGUCCAGUUAAAAUAUCAGAAAUCAUGCGAUCAAAUGGAUUUUGUUUAGCCAACACUGAAACAAUAGUAAUUGACCACAGUAUACCUAAUGGAAAAGAGAAGCACCUGGAUGUAGACUCAGCAGAACAUUUGUUCGAAAGUGUUAGUGACUUUACCUCAGAGCUAGAAGACAGUGAUGAUCCAACAGCUUAUGUCACCAAUUUGACAUACUACCAUCUGGUCCCAUUUGAGACUGACAUUCUGGACUGAGGCUGCUGAGUGAUGCAGUCAGCCAGCAUCCAGACAACCUCUUCAUCCAUAGGCUCUGCUAUCUCCGGCGUUGCAUCUCUGUGAAUAAGGCUAACAGCAGAGAAGCUGCAGCAAGUGCACCACAAAGCUGGUUUUGUAGUGUGGUCCUCUGUUGUGUGUUAUGGAGACAUCUUGUAAGGAGGUAACUGCUUUGCUGCUGACAACAAACUCAUUUUCUGUGAAAGCAAGGCAGCAGAGCCCCAUUUCCUUGGGGCUCAAGGAAAUCUCUGCGAUGUCUAUGGGAAUUGUCACUCUGACACAGCCAUUGGAAAUCUGUGCUGUAGUGCACUGUCACCCAUGCUCCUUGGCUUGUAGUGCAAGCUGAGGCUUCCUCUUUUAGGAUACCACCAGAAUCUUCCCCAGAUGGCGUGACCACACUUUUUCAUGCUGUGUAAGCAAGACAAGCAAACCAGCUGAACUUUGUCAGUUCCCUCUGCGGUUGCUUAAUGGAGGUCUUGUGGGCCACUU
This is a messenger RNA of Acanthisitta chloris (rifleman), 996 nucleotides long. RefSeq names its product PX domain containing 1 (gene PXDC1). Bases 1 to 489 code for a protein of 162 amino acids. The record is from RefSeq and is a predicted model, not a curated record. Gene Ontology annotation, molecular function: phosphatidylinositol binding. The transcript has 5 exons. NCBI's taxonomy places the organism in Eukaryota, Metazoa, Chordata, Aves, Passeriformes, Acanthisittidae.